Drosophila suzukii is the source of this 2050-nucleotide messenger RNA. Lineage: Eukaryota; Metazoa; Arthropoda; Insecta; Diptera; Drosophilidae. The record is from RefSeq and is a predicted model, not a curated record.
AUCUGCGGUUUCUCGGCCGCUGGCAUGUGAUAUGUUGUCAUUGAUGCAAUAAUUGCGCAUCAAAUAGUCAUCGUAAAAGGAUUAUAAAGCAGGUCCUCCAAUUUGGAUCCAUUAAUACAAAAUGAAAACGUUUCUGGUUGCGUUGGUCCUUUUGGUAUAUCCAUUGAAUUCACUAGACGGCACGAGACUGACUUCUAAGGCCUGCAAUGAGUCUAACACUUCAAUAGCGCUCUCGCAAAUAAUCAGUGGUCUGCGACUACCUUUACUGGCCAUAUUGGUACAUCCAACUUCCACAGUAUUUGACGAAAGCUGCCAGAACGACAGCGGCUUUCAUGUUAAUGAUUUCCUACAUCGGAUUAAUCAAAUCUACUUUAAAACGAUGAUAUUCAGCGACACGGAGCUCUUUUUUCAACACAUUGAGAAGAAUCUUCAAGGAGCCAACGAAUGCGUCAGCCUGAUUCUUGACGAGCCCAAGGAGCUGUUGCAUAGCCUUUACGACCGACGCCUAGCCCAUCGUCUUAGCUUGUUUAUCUUCUAUUGGGGAGCCCGUUUGCCACCCAGCUCUCGCGCCGUUGAUUUCAGGGAGCCACUGCGAGCGGUGGUGAUAACCUGUCCCCGCCAAAACGCUUUUCGCAUCUAUUACAACCAGGCCAGGCCCUGCAGCGCUAGUCAGCUGCAGCUGGUUAACUGGUAUGACGGUGAAAAUCUGGGUCUGCAACGGAUCCCUGUUCUCCCAACUGCGGCAUCUGUAUACGCCAAUUUUGAGGGUAGAAUUUUUCUAGUACCUGUGUUUCAUUCUCCACCAUGGUUUUGGGUCACCUAUUACAAUAACAGUUUCGAAGAGGAGAAGAUCUCAAAAGUUUUUGGGAGCUCGCAGUAUAUCGAAUUGCGAAUCACGGGUGGUCGCGAUCACUGUCUAUUGAAGGUACUGGCCAAGCAUAUGAACUUUCGGUUCAAGUACAUCGAGGCUCCGGGACGAACACAGGGCUCAAUAAGGUCCGAUGAUGCCAGGGAGUCGAAUGACAGUUUUACGGGUGGCAUUGGAAUGCUGCAAUUUAGAGCUGACUUUUUCUUGGGUGACGUCGGUCUAAGCUGGGAGCGCCGAAAAGCUGUCGAGUUCUCGUUUUUCACGCUGGCCGACUCUGGAGCCUUCGCCACACAUGCCCCCAGACGCCUUAACGAGGCCUUCGCCAUUAUGCGCCCAUUCAAGCCAGACAUAUGGCCAUAUUUAGUUCUUACGAUUCUCUUCUCCGGUCCUAUCUUCUACGGUAUUAUUGCCAUGCCUUAUAUCUGGCGUCGACGUCGUGUCUUAGCAGACGUCGAGCAUUUUGGGAAAAAAAAUUUUUCCACAUCAUACAUCAAGGAGACCAUACCGCACAAAUUAAAAUUAAAGAUAAUGAAGAUCCCGUCUGCGCAGCAGAUGCCUUAUCAACUGUUUGAGAAGUGUAUCUGGUUCGCUUUACGCUUGUUCUUAAAACAAUCAUGUCAGGAACUGUAUUACGGCUACCGUGCCAAGUUUCUGACUAUUGUGUACUGGAUAGCAGCAACAUAUGUUUUAGCUGAUGUAUAUUCGGCUCAAUUGACCAGCCAGUUUGCACGACCCGCCCGUGAGCCACCCAUCAACACGCUACAGCACCUGCAGGCAGCCAUGAUCCACGACGGUUAUCAGCUGUAUGUGGAAAGGGAAAGCAGCUCCUUGGAUAUGCUGGAGAAUGGGACUGAACUCUUUCAACAGCUAAACGUCCUGAUGCGGCAGCAGCAACCCGGUGGCCUUCAGACAUUUUUUAUUGACUCGGUGGAAGCUGGCAUCCAAAUGAUCGCCGGUGGCAGCGACUCCAAAGUAGUUCUGGGUGGACGUGAAACUCUUUUUUUUAACAUUCAGCAAUAUGGAGCAUAUAACUUUCAGCUCAGUCAAAAACUCUACACUCGGUACUCGGCGGUGGCCGUACAAAUUGGUUGCCCUUUCCUUGACAGUCUGAACAAUGUGUAAGUCUAUAACAAACUAACAGAAAAGAAAUGUGAGAAAAAGAACCUUUACCCUAGCUUACAG